This is a messenger RNA of Lodderomyces jiufengensis, 1002 nucleotides long. RefSeq lists its product as uncharacterized. The record is from RefSeq and is a predicted model, not a curated record. The coding region runs from base 1 to 1002 and encodes 333 amino acids. NCBI's taxonomy places the organism in Eukaryota, Fungi, Ascomycota, Pichiomycetes, Serinales, Debaryomycetaceae. The transcript has a single exon.
AUGAUAGCUUUCAAUAAUUUACCAAUAGAAUUAAUCGAGAAGAUUUUGUUAAAAUUAGAUCAUUUUGACAAUAUUCCUCAAGCACUAAGACACCAAUGGUAUUAUCAUGUCAAUAUUGAUACCACUUUAACUUUAAUCAUAAAGCACGAAUCUAAGAAAUUGUAUGAUCAUAAAUAUAGAAUAUUUGUGAAUUCUGGAGCUCCUAAAAGAUUUGAUUUUGAUUGUAAUUUCUUUUUAGCUGAUCAUGAGAGGUUGAUAUCGAGAAAGAGCUUGAAUCUUUGUCUAGAUCUCAUAGACUAUCUUGAAAUUUGGUGUGAAAAUGCGCAAGUCAGAGAGUUGUGGUAUUUUUAUUUAUUCACAUAUCCUUUUUGCUUCAGAUUUAAUAGCUCGGGCAGAAGAAAUGCAACCAUUUCGGAUUUGGAAACCUUGGAAAAGGAGGAUGAUAUAUUUGAGAACGCAAGCAGAGAAUACAAUUCCAAAGUAAUUCAGAAUUUAAAAGAUAGAAUUGGAUAUUUUGUGGACUUCAAAUUCGAUAACUUUUUGCAAUCCAUUUACAGAGGUAAAAUAUUAUUACUUGCAUCGUCAUUAAGAAAUUUCGCAAAUCAACUGAUAGUCUCUAAUUUUGAUCCUACUUUUUUGAAUUUAAGAAUAGUCUAUGAUGGAAAAACCAAAAGAUUACCUAUUGAUGAUGUUAGUGAUCAUCAAUUUGAAAAUUUAGUAGCCUUUGAACUUGAAUUGUUGGGUAAAGAUACAAAAAUUGAUUCGGAAAGAGACUUAAUUGAUACUCUUGGUGAAAAUACGAAAAGAAUAACAAUAUCGAUACCUAAAUUAAAUGUCCAUAAUCUUUUGCUGUCAUUGAAUUACAAGCAAUUAAACUACUUAUGGAUAACGACUAAGAUGGAAAGUUAUGGAGAGAAAGGUCUGAUUAGAAGAAGAGUAAAUAAACAACUUAUGAAAGACAAAGUUCGUGGUAAAAAUUAUCAUCUAAGGAUCAUUGAUUAA